CUCAGCGCAACGGACGUCGCUGUUGCGCCAGGGCGGCUCCAAGUCAGCGGAGCCAUGUUCCUCCUGCUGGUCCUGUUCACUGGCCUAGGCGGGCUGCACGGGGGCCGCAAUCCUCAUAAAACCUUUCUGCAGACCACAGUUCCUGAAAAGAUUUCAACAUCCGAGGCAAUAGAACAUCCAGAAACUAAUGUUGCUUAUAUCAUUACAAUAGAAGGAAAACCAUAUUUUAUCCAUCUCAAAAAGCAAUCAUUUUUAUCUUCAGCUUCUGUUGUUUAUUCUUAUGACAAAGAUGACACCCAACAUUUUCAGCCUUUGUUAGCUCAGAUGGAUUGCAAUUAUCAUGGAUAUGUUGCAGGUUUUCCAAAUUCUCUUGUAUCACUCAACAUUUGUUCAGGACUCAGGGGAAUAUUGCAGUUUAAAAACAUCUCAUAUGGAAUUGAACCAAUGGAAGCUGUAUCAGGAUUCAUGCACAUGAUUCAUGAAGAAAAAAAUGAUAUAACUAAUAUUCCUCUGUUAUGGGAAAAUGACACUUACAUCUAUGAUAGCUCACAGUAUCAAGUCAGAAAAAGUUCAGAAACACCUGGCUAUUUCAAGUUAUUUCCCCAAUAUCUUGAUAUGUAUAUUGUUGUGGAUAAAAAUCUGUUUGAUUACAUGGGCUCUGAUGUAAAAAUUGUAACACAGAAGGUUAUUCAGAUCAUUGGCUUUGUUAACACUAUGCUUACCCAGUUAAAACUGACUGUUAGAAUAUCUUCCAUAGAGAUUUGGUCAAACAAAAACAAAAUUUCUACUACAAGACAUCCUAAUCAUAUAUUAUAUAAAUUUUUAGAAUGGAAAACCGAAUUUCUCUCCCAACCUCAUCAUACUGCAUACUUAUUUGCCUUCCAGAAAAGUCCUACUUUUAUAGGAGCCACACAUCCUGCAAAAAUAUGUGAUAAGAAUUUUGCUGGAGGAGUUGCUUUGUAUUCAGAGGGUUUAUCCUUGGAGUCAUAUGCUCUCAGUAUUGUGCAGUUGCUUGGCCUUAACAUGGGAAUGAGUUAUGAUAAUACUGAGAUCUGCCAUUGUUCAGGAGAUGUUUGCGCAAUGUCACCAAAAGCUGUGCUAUCUGAGGGUAUAAAGGAUUUUAGCACUUGUAGCUUGGAUGACUUUAAAUAUUUUGCUGCACAUUCUGGCCUUGAAUGUCUUCAUAAAAUCCUUCCUGUUGAGCCAGUUUACAAACAGAGGCAGACGUGUGGCAAUGGAAAGUUGGAAUCGGGUGAAGAAUGUGAUUGCGGCACUUUACAGAAUUGUACACAUCCAGCCUGCUGUGAUCCUAGAACAUGUAGAAAGAAAAAAAAUAAAAUAUGUGGUUCGGGGGAAUGCUGCACACGAAAUUGCAAGAUAAAACCAGUUAAUACACCUUGUAGGCGACCAGUUGAUGAAUGUGAUUUUCGAGAAUUCUGUGAUGGGACUAAUGCACACUGUGUGCCUGACACUUAUGCACGUGAUGGACAGAGUUGUGAUUCGGGCAACUCCUUCUGUUAUAAAGGACGAUGUCGGUCGUUUACCAGACAGUGCAGAAAAUUAAUUGGAGGAGCAUCUAGAGGUGCUUCGUUUGCUUGUUUUGAGGAAAUAAAUUCAAGAGGAGAUAAAUUUGGAAACUGUGGCCGAGAUUUUUGUUAUUACCCCCAUGUGUUAUGUGGAAAAUUAGUUUGUACCUGGCCUCACAGAGCUUUAGUAAGACGCCGAAAUUUAUCUGUGAUUUAUACACAUGUACGAGAUGACCUGUGUACAUCAACAUUUCUAACCACAGAGAGGACACCUAAAAAUACACCGACCACAGUUGAAAACGCUGAAGACAGAGAUCAAACAUUUGUAGAAGAUGGCACUGUGUGUGGUCCUGAAAUGUAUUGUCUGAGAUUUCAAUGUGUAGAGCUUAAAUACCAUGUCAAUUUUCAGAGUUGCAGUUCUACCAGAGAUUGUAAUUCAAAUGGAGUCUGCAACAAUUUUAACCAUUGCCAUUGUAGAAUGGGGUUUGCUCCUCCUCGUUGCAAGCCGAUGGCAAAAGAUUUUGGAAGUAUUGAUGAUGGACACAGGAGGAAAGUUGGUAAAAAGUUAUUGCUGCAGAGAUCUCUCAGUCAUCCAAAACACAGAUUUCAACUGAUUUUCUACACUUCUCUACCUGUGUUCAUCAUUAUUAUUGCUAUUAUAAUAAACCAGAGUAAAAUAAGGGAGCUAUGCUACAGAGGAGAACCUGAAAGUGAGAGGUCUGUGUCGGAAGAAAGCAGCAGUAACAGCAAGUUGUCACUCAGUGUAAGUUCCAACUUCCAACCUAUCUACUCUAACUUGAAUCCAGAAAAGGCUCUGAAUCAGGUCUUAGUCCCAGAGGGAAGAAUGCUUUCGCCAGGAAACACAACAGUGAUAUCUUUAAUUGGAAUUAAGACUGCUGCAUGGCUACUUCGGUUCCUCAUACCUCUGAAUCAAUAGGAAAACAAGGGAGGUAAGGUAUUGGCUGUGGUUAGUGAUCUUGACUACCAAAGGGAACUGGACUACUCAACAACAGAGGUAAGGAAGAGUAUGUAUGAAAUACAGGCAAUCCUGUGGAAUGUCUCCUCAUAUUACCAUGCUCUGUAAUUAAGGUCAAUGAAGAACUACAACUCCAUCCAGAAAGGAUUACUAAUGGUGCAGACCUUUCAGAAAUGAAGGUUUGGGUCAGCAAAGCAGCUCAGGUGCUUGAUGAAGUCAAAGGGAAUGCAGAGUGGAGAAUAGAAGAAGGCCUUCAGACUCACACUGAAUGACGCUACCAGUCGUUUCCCGGCUCUCCAGCUUGCAGAUGGCAGAUCUUGGGACUUCUUUGCCUCCAGAACCAUAUUUAAUUUGGUGAGAAUUGACAUCUUGGCAAUAAUAAACUUUCCAAUAGUGCUGAUACUUACACCUUGAUUGUGGCAUUUUUCUGGAGUACAGUCGUAAUUCAAGAAUGAAGAAUCUACACAUUUCUUGUUUUUGCAAACCUAAAAAGGAGAUAUCCCAAAUACGCGGGCCUCUCACUGCUGUGGCCUCUCCCAUUGCGGAGCAC
This is a messenger RNA of Aethalodelphis obliquidens (Pacific white-sided dolphin), 3052 nucleotides long. Its product is annotated as disintegrin and metalloproteinase domain-containing protein 5-like. Gene Ontology annotation, cellular component: plasma membrane. Gene Ontology annotation, molecular function: metalloendopeptidase activity. The record is from RefSeq and is a predicted model, not a curated record. Bases 55 to 2463 code for a protein of 802 amino acids. Lineage: Eukaryota; Metazoa; Chordata; Mammalia; Artiodactyla; Delphinidae. The transcript has 26 exons. Gene Ontology annotation, biological process: proteolysis; male gonad development; binding of sperm to zona pellucida.